AGUCUCAGCUUGACAACCAUCCGUUUGAGUCUUGUCUUCUUACAAAGCUCUUCGCGUGAGGAGGAUGCUUCUCGUGGGUUUUAUUUUGUGCUCUGUGGUCGUGGUGAAUGGUGCAAAUGUUCCCGAAAUUCUUCGAAAGAAUCGCACUGUGAGUGAAGAAGUUGAAUUUCAGGAAAAUUUAAUUCAUUCCUCAAUCCUCUACGGGAUCCUCAAUGCAACAAUUACGGAUAUUCGUCAGAGGAAUGAGUCUGAAAGUUUGUGCGAUUUGCAACUCAAUGCCAUCUACGAGGGUGUCAAUAGUGAAGAAUUGUGGGCACUGAAAGCCCUCGAUGCAUCAGCAACCACCCCCGAGGCUUACAUGUGGAGCAGUAACUUUUGGCUGGGUUCUCGACAGGAAUGCAACUCCCUCACGGAACACAUUGAUCUCACCCUGACCGAUGAACCGACGACCGAGGAGCUGGUCUAUGCCACGCCUCCCUUUGCUGUGGAUUAUCGUGUAAUCUACCUCAACAUCAGCACUACUUUGCAAAUUGAUGCCAAGUUCAAUGUUAGACCCCUUCUGCAUCUGGGCUUUUGUCUUCCGCAAUCAUGCUCAAAUUCCCAAAUCUUCAAAGCUGUGGAAAGGUACACACAACAUCGUCCCACCAAUGCUUUUGCCACAUACCACAUUCAACCAAAGGUUAUUGCCGUGAAGACACCCUCACUACCAAUGUCCUUGCUCUUCCGUCCUGAAGUUAUUGCACUCGUUGUCUUGUGCAGCAUAAUCAUGACUCUCAUGAUAAUUCGGGGAUUAUCUGUGGGUGCAAGUGAAGCUGACUGCAGUGGUGGAAAUGAAAAGAGCUCAGCAUUGCUUUUCCUUGAAUGUUUUGCUUUCCGAAAGAACUUGAGCUACAUUUUCGAGGCAACCACACCAAAGUCAAUCUCCGCUAUUGCUGGUGUCCGUACCAUUGUUUGCCUGUGGAUUGUGGCCUUCCACAUCCUCUACUAUGGCUUACACUACAGCGAAUCUCCGUCACUUUUUCUCGCCAACUCUCAGGGUAUUUUCUAUCAAGUAAUUUGGAGUGCAGUAAUUUAUGUGGAUGUUUUCUUUGCACUGAGUGGUUUCCUACUUGCAUACAACUUCCUGGGAAAUGUGGAAGUACAAAAUGAGAUUCAGGGUAAUUCUUUCAUGGAGAAUUUUGUACUUUUUUGCAAGCAUUUGCUCCAUCGAUACGUUCGUCUGACUCCUGCUCUCUUUGCCACGGUACUACAGACGGAGAUUGUUAAUCAAUUCAUGCAGAAAUACUCCAGCUUCCACAUCAGCGAAACGAGAGAUUUUCAGUGUGAAAGCACCUGGUGGUACAAUUUGCUCUACAUUCAGAAUUUCUUGGACAUGAAUGAAAUAUGUGGAGGUUGGACGUGGUAUUUGGCAUGUGAUUUCCAAUAUUUCAUCGUCUUCCUGUUGCUCCUCUUCGUCUUUGUCAAGUCAAAAUCCAUGGGGAAAUUGGCCUUCAUCGGCAUCGCUGCAAUUUUCAUUCCACUCACUUUUUAUACACUCUACACGAACAAUUUCACAUUCCGUUUCGACGUCAUGUUUGCAACACUCAACAUUGUCUACUACAAAUUCUGGUGCCGUAUUAGUCCCUAUAUUGCUGGUGUCUUCAUGGGAUACAUCAUGAGGAAGAUCCUUAAGGAUGACUUGAAGAUUAAGACGCCUUUCGUGGUUUCCGUGUGGACAUGCAUCGGGAUCCUGUUGCCCACCUCCGUCACCGUCACAUAUUGGCGAAACCUUCCGGCGUGGGUGUGCUCAAUCAUCCUGGCUGGUGGACGCGUUGCUGUUGGCAUUGGCACGGGGGUGGCUAUUAUUCUCUGCCACCUGGGUCAUGGAGGUUGGUUUAACGCCAUCUUCAGCCAUGGGAUUUUCCAGCACGGCCAAAAAUUAACCUACACCAUCUACCUUCUCAACCCUCUCGUGAUCUUCCUCCUGGCUGGCGCUAAAGAGAAGGGAGUUCAGGUGGAUUUUGUCGAACAGUUGAUAUUCUUCUUGGCUGUGUCUGUAAUCACGUAUGCACUUGCAGUGGUGAAUAGUCUCCUCUUCGAGAGACCCUUCCAAAAGCUCUCUGACUCAUUUAUUCUCAAGCGAAGCCGGAAAGCAACUAAAUUGUAAUUUAUCUUGUUGAACGAAAUUGAAAUAUUGCUUAAUGCAAAAAAAAAUCUGCACCUGCAGUCAAACCACCUGUUAAUUCAACUGAUUUUAAUGAUUCAAUUUGAAUAUACUGUUAUUAAAUCAUUAAUAAAUUAAUAAAUUUUAAAACAAGGGCAUUACGCAUAAUUUA
Molecule: messenger RNA, 2315 nt
Organism: Lutzomyia longipalpis
Lineage: Eukaryota; Metazoa; Arthropoda; Insecta; Diptera; Psychodidae
Product: nose resistant to fluoxetine protein 6-like
Exons: 10
Coding region: 65-2146 (693 amino acids)
Molecular function (GO): acyltransferase activity, transferring groups other than amino-acyl groups
Source: RefSeq, a predicted model, not a curated record